AUAUAUAUAUAUACAUAUAUACAUACAUACAAAAAGCUAAAGGAAACACCAACAGCAACAACAAAUACUACUACUACUACUACUACUACUACUACUACUACUACUACAGCUUCUCCAGCAUCCAGCAGUGGUUCAGAAAAUAUCAUUCAUGUUGGUAUUACCACCACGGACAGUACAGACCAACAGAGUGUCGGCUCUACACACAAAUAGAGCUAUAAUAUCAAUCCGUAGAUGCAUUUGGCUGAAUGGCGAUUAAGUUCAGUUUCUAAUCACGAGGUUUUAGCUCCGCUCCAACAGUUUGGCAUCUAAGAGCUACCUGGCGGUUGAAGCGAAUCGUUCAAGCAGGCUGCAGAUGUCGUGAUCAACGACCAGGCAGCUAGUUCUGCAAUCAUUCCAGUUCCAAACAAGAAGAAUUCUCCUUCUCCUGUCGUUCCCUCACAUGACGAUGGCCAUCGACGAGCGGAGAGAGGUGUAAGACAUGUAAAACGCAGCCGGCAUAAGAGAUCGCCGGCCCCAAUGUUCCCGCGCCUACCCAAAGUUUUCCGCAUAUUCUACAUGGGUCUCGCAUUCUUGUCGCUCUGUUCGUUUUUCAUUCUUCGUGAACUAGCUUCUAGAAAAAAACAAGAUAUGAAACUAAUACAGCUGUCAUCGUCACCGGCGCGGGAUCGGCAGGAGGUUCAAGGGGAAAAAAGGAAGAACAUUAACAUUGAUCACAACAACAUCAAUAAAAUUAUUAACAGUAAAAAUAAAAAUUCAUUUCUAAAUGGUUUAUUGCUAAGAGGUAAUAAUGAUUUACAGUCAAAAGAUGAAAUUGUAAAAUUUCAAAAUUCACUUUGGAACAACUCUUCAUUAUUGGUGCCGCCAGAAAUAGGACUGCCUUAUAACGCCAGUCAAAUCAUUAAUCCUUCUUUGUUGUGUGCCUCUGAUAAUUUUGUGAUUGUUUAUAUUCACACAGCACCAAAUAACUUUAAGCGACGAAUGGCAAUACGACAAACAUGGGGUGACAAAAAACUGUUGGGCAAUUUAAAAAUCAGGUUAGUAUUUGUGAUGGGUGUCGUCGACAGCCCUCGUGUUAUGGAUAUGGUCAAAUUAGAAUCUGACCGUUACAAUGACAUAAUGCAGAGUGUUUUCCGCGACUCGUAUCGGAACUUAAACUUUAAAGCAAUGGCUGCGUUGCGCUGGAUCGCAACAUACUGCCACAAUACUACAUAUAUACUGAAAACAGACGAUGAUAUAUUAGUCAACAUUUUUCUGCUGGCAAAACAGUUGACCGAUCUUCAUCAGCACAAUUUUGGUCAGGAAGAUUUUAUAAUGUGUAAUGUAUGGACAGGAAUGAGAGUGAUCAGAGACAGACGGAGUAAGUGGUUUGUUUCACGUAAAGAAUUUCCAAAGGACACGUAUCCAUCGUAUUGUUCGGGAUCUGCUUAUGUUAUGAGCCCAGACAUGGCCGUCCGAUUAUUCAAAAAAUCAUUAACAAUUCCGUUUUUUUGGAUCGAUGAUGUUUAUGUAACUGGUGUGCUUGUAAAAGCAUUAGGUAUUAAACAUGUCCGUUUUAAUUCGGCCUAUGUACUUGACUCUGGAAAGGUAUUGGAUCGGUUUUUCAAGGACACAACACGAACGCUUGUUUUUUACCACGUACAUGGAUAUAAAACGAUGUAUACUUUGUGGCAGAGAUUAAAAGAACGCAUGAAUGCAUUUUCCACGGAACAAACAACUUUUUCAAUUAACAGAACUCCUGGACAUCGUUGAUAGAUUUUAUUUUAUAUAUGCUGCGUCAGAAACAAUUAUUUAUUCAAAUUAUUUAUAGUAAAAUAAUCAUAAGGUUGGAAGAGGGUGAAUGAGAUAAUUAAAAUGAUGAAACUAAUGAUGAGGAGAAAUUUCAAGAGGAGGCAACGUGAUUGAUUACGAUAAUAAAUAGAAAUUAUACAAUUAAAACGGCUUAGUUAAUUAUAAUAUACGAAAAAUACAUGCUUUUUCCUUCGAUGUAAGAACUAGAAGGCAAUUUAUAUAAUUUUGUAAAGUUCAUUGCUAAUCCUGCUGUUCGAUUCAUUUACGUUCUUAUUUUAUUAUCAUUUUAUAUUAAUUAAUUUCUUUCUCUUUUUUGUUUUGCCUUUCAAUUAUGUUUUGUUCUUUACAUCAAUGGUGUUUUAUGAAAACACAGGAUUUACUUGUUGAAAAUGUAUCCCCUCACCAAUUUAACUUGAUCUCUCAAAUAGAGUGUCUGACAUAAUUGAAGUAAUAAUGUUAGACAUAUAUCUAUAAUUACUUGCAAAGAUAAUGAAAAAAAAAAAAUGAUUGUUUAGGAUACUCAAGGAAAUACAUGUUAUUUUUUUAAGAAACCAAUAAAUAAAACUAACAAAAUUUA
Octopus sinensis (East Asian common octopus) is the source of this 2365-nucleotide messenger RNA. RefSeq names its product beta-1,3-galactosyltransferase 5. The transcript has 3 exons. Gene Ontology annotation, molecular function: hexosyltransferase activity. The record is from RefSeq and is a predicted model, not a curated record. NCBI's taxonomy places the organism in Eukaryota, Metazoa, Mollusca, Cephalopoda, Octopoda, Octopodidae. Bases 517 to 1749 code for a protein of 410 amino acids. Gene Ontology annotation, cellular component: membrane.